Molecule: messenger RNA, 1350 nt
Organism: Hermetia illucens (black soldier fly)
Lineage: Eukaryota; Metazoa; Arthropoda; Insecta; Diptera; Stratiomyidae
Exons: 6
Coding region: 97-1332 (411 amino acids)
Source: RefSeq, a predicted model, not a curated record
AUUAGUUUCGUUCUUUCUACCGCCGAGAAGAGUUUUCAGUGCUGGUUGUAUCGUUGAGUUAUAAACCUCGUCCAAUUUUGCAGUGAUUCUAACAAAAUGAGCUUCAAUCCGGAUGAACUGGAAGCACCAGAGUGGGUUAAUUCGAAUUUUCUGAAGGGAGUUCUUGAGUACAAUGGGGAAUUCACAAAUGUGACGAUCUACGACUUCCAAAUCUCUCCAGCGUCAGCGAUUGGCGAUCACUUUGCCAGCAUUAUGUUCCGCGCAAAGAUCCAGUUUUCAACACAAGAACAUUUGAAUAAAGAAUGCUCCAUAAUCAUUAAAACUAUGCCAGUCAUUGAAGGAUAUAAAAAGGAAAUGAUGGAUAAAUGGGGCGAAGCCAUUUUCAACACUGAAAUCUUUAUGUAUUCAAAAGUUUUGAGUGAAUGCUCCAAAAUUUUGAUAAAUGCAGGCUACAAUGACAUGUUAGCAGCAAAAAUGAUUUACCAGUCAAUGGAACCACACAAGGUUAUAGUUUUUGAAGACUUGAAAGAGCUCGGAUACUUUAUGCUCCCAAGGAUAAUUCCAAACGAAAAUGAUGUUGAGGUAAUUUUCUCCAAACUAGGACAAUACCAUGCAGCUACAUUCAAGCUAGUAGCAGAGGGUCCCAAAAGUCUCAAUCAAAAAGGAGGUCUUUUUAACAUGCCCGAAGAUGACAUGUUAACUAUGUUUGGAAAUCAAUUUUCGUUUUUUAAAGAGUUAGUGGAAACAUUGCCUGGUUUUGAGGAAGCUUCAGAAAAACUGGCCAAAAUACCUCUUGAUAAAUUAGGGCGAAAAUGCAAGCAGUUAGUCAACGAACCUGGUUCUUAUGAAGUACUCAAUCAUGGUGACUAUCAUCUCAAAAACAUGAUGUUCAAAGGGAAAAAUGGAAACGAUGUUUCAGAAGUCGUACUGGUUGAUUUCCAAGUAUGGCACUGUGGUUCGCCAGCCUAUGAUAUUGUUUAUUUAUCAGCUAGUAUCCCACCUAGCAUGCGACCGAAAGCUUGUAAACAUUAUUUCGAUACAUUCAUCGAUGUCCUGAAGAAGUCUGAUUACGAUGGACCAUUACCUACAUUUGAACUACUCCAGAAAGAUUUGAAGUCUUAUCGAAGUUUGGAUUUAUUUUUGCUGGCAACGUUUACAGUAGCCCUUGGUGAAGAUAAAGAUCAAAAAAAGGAAGACGUAGAGACUCUAUUUACAAACUCAAAUCUGAUGAAGCCAUUUUACAGUUCACCUAAAUAUAUUUCGUAUGUGAAAGAGGUGCUACCAGUCUUGUUACAAGAAGGCGUUCUUGAUGAUCUUGUAAAUUUUGAAUAAAUGGGUCUACUCUCAUAA